Dromiciops gliroides (monito del monte) is the source of this 760-nucleotide messenger RNA. It is a transcript of the gene SMIM18, whose product is annotated as small integral membrane protein 18. The transcript has 2 exons. Lineage: Eukaryota; Metazoa; Chordata; Mammalia; Microbiotheria; Microbiotheriidae. Bases 136 to 471 code for a protein of 111 amino acids. The record is from RefSeq and is a predicted model, not a curated record.
CAGCUGCAUUAUCAUUUGACCAAUAGCAGCCCAGCUCCAUCUUGACUGUGCACCAGACUGCAUUACCAACAGAGCAGACCAGCGCUCCAUCAGCAUCCGCCGAGAACAGAACCUCUUUUGGAGCAAUCACGGGCAAUGGAAUCGCUAAGCAUGGCCACUCUAAAUGCCACUCUCUGGAACGAGACCACCAGCACUCCCCGCCUACCUACCACCACGUCGGCCUACCAGUACAUUGGCUUUCAAGUCCAAAAGGUUUACCCUUUCCAUGACAACUGGAACACGGCCUGCUUCAUCAUCAUGCUGUUAUUUAUAUUUACAGUCGUCUCUCUGAUGCUCCUGGCCUUCAUUUAUGAGGUCCUGGACUGCUGCUGCUGUGCCAAAGACAAAACCCUGAGCGACUUGGAGAGCGAGCCGAGCCCUCUGCGAACCAUGAUGGACAACAUGAGAAGGCAGGACACGGAAGUGGUCUAGUGCCCUCGGGGGGAUGCCAGACAGACCCAAGCCAGAACGUUGGCCCAAGGCCUCUGACCUCCGCUGAGGGUGGAAGGGAGAGAGAGAGAGAGAGGAGUCCGGAGGUCCUGACCCCCAGCCAAGCACGAUGGGAACCCCAGGGGCUCCCCAAGUCCUCCCAUCAUCAACUCUUCAGUUAUCCUUUCAUGAGAAGAUGUGGCAGUGCAAGUUUAAAUAUGUCCCCUUUUGAGUGGGUUUCACUGUAUGUCUCCAUGGUAAAGUCCUUAUAAAUACAAGUUUGAAAAUUCAA